Molecule: messenger RNA, 2893 nt
Organism: Alosa sapidissima (American shad)
Lineage: Eukaryota; Metazoa; Chordata; Actinopteri; Clupeiformes; Clupeidae
Product: inter-alpha-trypsin inhibitor heavy chain H3-like
Exons: 21
Coding region: 88-2817 (909 amino acids)
Source: RefSeq, a predicted model, not a curated record
AACAGUUCAAUAGUAGCCUGCACAAGGAGAUAUAAGGAGCCUGGAGCUGGAAGUGGUGUAGUUAGUACUGUAUCUCUGUUGAGCACCAUGGGUAGAUCAGCUGCUAUUCUGAUCAUUUUUGCCAGUUUUUUGCAUACCACAGCAGGUCAAAGCCAAAAGAUGAGCAACUGGGAUAUCUACAGUUUUCACAUCAAUUCCACUGUGACGAGUCGUUAUGCCAUCACAGUCAUCACCAGCCGUGUGGCCAAUCGCCAUGACAACUCCACCGAGAUCUACUUCCAUGUGAAGAUCCCUAAAACUGCUUUCAUCAGCAAAUUCAGAAUGACAAUUGAUGGGCAGAUUUACGACGGGGUGGUUAAGCAAAAAGAGGAAGCCAAGCGGCAGUACAAUGUGGCUGUAUCACAAGGCCAAAGCGCUGGACUUGUAAGUGCUGUAGGCAGAACUUUGGAGGACUUCAAAACAUCUGUGACUGUCGCCGCUCACAAGAAGGUGACCUUUGAACUCACCUAUGAGGAACUGCUGCAGCGUCGUCUUGGCAAAUACGAGCUGCUGAUCAAUGCCCAGCCUGGCCAACCUGUUAAGGACUUCAAGAUUGAUGUUAGUGUGUAUGAAAAGCCUGGAAUAAACUCCCUAGAGGUGGAAGGUUCUUUGGCUUCGAAAGACCUGGCCAAUGCCAUUAAGAAAACACAUGCAGAUAAAGAGGCAUGGGUAAAUUUCUACCCCACACAGCAACAACAGAUGACAUGUGAGGGCUGUGGAGAGAAUGGAUUCAACGGUGAACUUAAAAUUAUCUAUGAUGUUGAGAGGCCACAAUCUCAGGGAGAUAUAAUGGAGCAUGGUGGGUUUUUUGUCCAUUAUUUUGCCCCUUCUGGUCUUCCUCGCAUUCCAAAAAAUGUGGUCUUCAUUAUUGAUCAAAGUGGCUCCAUGCAUGGCAAGAAAAUCCAGCAGACUCGAUCAGCUUUACUGAGGAUUUUGGAGGAUCUGGGUGAGGAUGAUCAUUUUGGCCUGAUCUGUUUUGAUGAUAGAAUAUCACCAUGGAAACGUGAACUCCUCAGAGCAACCCAACAGAACCUGGAAAAUGCGAAAGCAUUUGUUAGAUCAAUACAAAAUAGAGGAAGUACAGACAUAAAUGCCGCUGUAUUGAAAGGUGUGGAAAUGAUCAAAAGAUAUCACAAAGAAGGCUCAGCUUCCGUCCUUAUACUGCUGACUGAUGGAGAUCCCACCUCAGGUGUGACCGACCUGAGUAGAAUCCAAUCUAACGUGAGAGAGGCCAUUGGGAAGAAGUUCCCUCUGUACUGCCUUGGAUUUGGUUUUGAUGUGAACUUUGAGUUCCUGCAGAAGAUGGCCCGGGAGAACAGUGGUCUGGCACGCAGGAUCUACGAGGACUCAGACGCAGCUCUACAGCUCAAGGGUUUUUAUGAAGAAGUUGCCAUUCCUCUCUUAACCAGUGUAGAGAUGAACUACACGGGUGCUACAAACCUGACCCAAACCACCUUCAGUUAUUAUUACAAUGGCUCGGAGAUUGUAGUCGCUGGAAAAAUCCUUAACAAUAACAUAGAUGACUUCAGUACAGAAGAAAUAAUCUGCGAAAUCAUAGCAACAUCGAAAAACAGCAAGGUGAAGUACAGUGAUAUCAAGGCCUCUAAAGAUGACAAACUGCCUGCAGUGAUGAGUGGGUUUGAGAACUUCCUCCAGAGACUAUGGGCCUGCCUCACCGUGAAACAGCUUCUGGAGAAGGAGUUGAUACUGACCGGCGAGGAGAAGGAGGCAGUGAAGAAGGAGGCCCUUGAUCUCUCUCUCAAGUACAGUUUUGUGACCCCACUCACCUCUAUGGUGGUCACCAAACCCGAGGGCGAGGACUCUCAGGUGGCCAACAAACCCAAAGAAGGAGAGAAGCCUCCUCCUCAAUUUCCAUUCAUAAUGGGACCACCUGGACCACCUGGACCACCUAGACAUCCUGGACUUCCUGGAAUUCCUGUUAGUGCUGGAACUGGUUUUCGAGGUGCUGCUGGAGGGGCUUUUUUGAUUCCACAGAUGGGCAGCAGGGCCUAUGAUGAUCUGAGUGGGGCUUUUUUGAUUCCACAGAUGGGCAGCAGGGCCUAUGAUGAUCUGAGUGCAUCUCAUCCAGAUGCUCCUUUGGUCUUUGCUACUUCUACAGCAUUAUUAUUACCAGAAACGACUCCAAUACCAGUACGGAAGCCUGUGAGGUUCUUGAUGGCUGCCGAGGGCCAGUCUCUGCCGCUCUGCUUUGACCUCCCAGCAGGCCAUUCUGUCAAACUGCUGCAGGACUCUGCAUCUGGGCUGUCUAUGAAUGGUGAGUUGACGUCUAGGGAAGGUAAGGGCUUCCAGAGGGUCAUCAUUCAUGUUGACACCACCGAACAUAUUGAGUGUGCCACCGAUAAAAUAACUCUGACGGAUGAACGGGGAACUGUCUCUUUCCUGUGGACACAGACACAGACGCACAGAACACACAGCAUGAUUUUAAGUCUCAGGGAAAAUGAGAUGGAGGUCUCCUCUGGAUCCUUACUUAUCAUCAUCUUUCUUCACCAAAAGGACGGGGACAGAUUCCUGUGGCCUGCUGUUAAACAACGGCCAUCAAAUACUGCCUUAGUGGGCAUUAUGGGGAAAGAAUUGGUCACAUAUGAAGAAAACCAGUCUACAUCAAAACUGAGGAUUAAAGAUGAGGAAGUGAAAGCAUCAAAGGUUUCUGCUCAGGACUUCAGUAUCAAGACUGCACCCAUAGUGUCAUGCUGGCUUGUGGAGGUGAAGUUUGCCCUACAGGGAGAGCUGUCUGAUUUUACAGUUCCCAAGCUGUAAAUUCUAACAUAUGGACCUCCUUUGAAUUGUUCAGCAUUGACUCCCAGGUCAUUAAUAAAUCCUUUUUAUAAGCAUA